CACUCAGUAUCAGCGUUUAGCAGCUCGCGCAACUCAGAGCUGCCGGUCAGGCGGCAGCUGCUGUGUUUUCUAGAUUUUAACAGGAACCUUAAAGGACUUUAGUGCAUCGUGGGUCGUGCAGUUUGGAGCAUUGGAGGCUGAAAGCUUAACACAGGCCAGGAGCAUGGGGUGAUGAGGACUCUCAUCAGCGGACUUCGGUGCAGAUGACUAGGGAUGGACAGGAAAGCACCUCGACAUUUGGUGAAUGACAUAAACAACACUGGACAACAAGAGGAGCAGCAGGAAUUUUUGAACUCCCUGGAGAUCGUUGUUCUCUCUAUUGUUCUCUCCAUCAUCAUCAUCAUGACGGUGUUUGGGAACCUGUUGGUUAUGGUGGCACUCUGCACGGACAGGCACCUGAGAAAGAAAAAGACCAACUACUUCAUUGUGUCGUUGGCGUUUGCUGAUUUACUGGUCGCCCUAGUUGUGAUGCCAUUCGCUGCCAUUGAGUUGACCACUGGUCAGUGGCAUUACGGGGAGCUCUUCUGCUUGGUGCGAACAUCACUGGAUGUUUUGUUGACCACAGCAUCCAUUCUGCACCUGUGCUGCAUUGCACUAGACAGAUAUUAUGCUAUCUGCUGCCAGCCUUUGGUCUACAGACACAAGAUGACCCCUGUAAGAGUGGCUGCCAUGCUCAGCGGUUGCUGGCUCAUCCCCAUGUUCAUCUCCUUCCUGCCCAUCAUGCAGAGUUGGAAUGAAAUUGGUAUCGAAGACAUAAUAAAAGAGAGGAUAUCCCAGACAGGAGGCUUCAACAACACAAGCUGUAUAUUUCUAGUUAACUGGCCCUACGCCCUGGUCUGCUCGGCUGUGGCCUUCUACGUGCCUUUGGUCCUCAUGGUCCUCGCCUAUCAGCGCAUCUAUGUCACCGCCAUGACACAUGUCCGACAGAUUGAGACUCUGCAGCGUGCCGGCUCUGCUCCCACCACCGGCACAGAUCCAGUUGUCACUGUGAGGACAUCCACUUCCUCAGAUCCUCUGGAUCACUACCGUAUUAGAUCAACGACAGGCUCCUCAUCGUCUGAGUCGGCUUCUGUCGGAAACAGCCGCAUGCGCAUAGAGACCAAGGCAGCAAAGACGCUGGCAGUGAUAAUGGGCUGUUUCUGCCUGUGCUGGGCUCCAUUUUUCAUAACCAACGUGGUGGACCCCUUCAUAAACUAUUCUGUUCCUGGGCAGCUGUGGACAGCCUGGCUCUGGCUUGGUUACAUUAACUCAGGGUUGAACCCCUUCCUGUACGCCUUUCUGAACCGGGCUUUUCGGAGGGCAUUCCUGGUGAUUCUGUGCUGUGGGAAUGAGCAGUACGCGCAGCAGAGGACCCGCUCCCUCAGACUUACCCAGAGACCGUGCUCACCUGCGUCUGCCAACGGCACUUCGAUGGCACUCAGAAGACAAACACUGAUCUCCCUGCUGGCUGUUGGCAGGAGGAUGCUCAUCCACUUCUGUGUGACAGACGGACGGACAGAGACAGAGAAGGAGCUCUGUUUGGAUUGUAAACAAACUGACUUCGCAGAUAAUACAGACAACAGAGGAGCCAAAGUUACAGAACAUUUCUGUUUAUCUUUCCCUUGUGGCCCCUUAGGCCUGAACAGGCCUCCACAUGGGACUGUGUGAGUGUGUGCGGGGGCAGACUGACACCAUUGAUCUGAUGAGAAAGAAUUAAUUAUGUGAAUCCUUCAGAUACCACAGUGAGGGGUGGAAACUUUGUGCCACCUUUGGUGUUUUUUUGUUUUUUUGGGUGAUGUUGGUGAAUUUUUGCAAAAUAUUUCUAAAUCCUAUGAAUGGCUUCAGUGAUAAUUGUGUGACUCUACCUAUCAAUGCACACGUGUCUCCGGGGAGCAGCUCCACAUGGUGCUAAAAGUCAGAGUUUGUGUUGUCAAAGUUUGGCCCUAUAGGAUGUAUUUUACUACAAAAAUCAACAUGUAUGUACUAGCAGCUGUAGAAUGUUUAGGACUUUGCAAACAGAGUUAUAAUAAAGUUGCAGCUUAGUGAUUUAUGUGCUGUUUUUUAAGCAGGCAUAAGAAUUUUAGACUUGCAAAAACAGCUAAAUUGUUAUGGCUACUAAAUUAUCAGAGGAUGACAAUCAGUGUUUGUGUGUGUACUAUGUUGAAAAAAAAAUCACAGUUGUUUUGUUUUUCAUAAAUAAAUCAGUAAAAAAAACACAGAAGACUAAACUGGCUUUAAAAACUGUUUUACUUUGGAGCUGAACUUUAAACAAACUGGCAUGGAGGCAACCAAUGGUCCUAUCUUCUCUGCCAUCUUCACAGACCAGUCAGGCGCCAACUUUAAAAAGAUCUUUGAGGAUUUUAAGCAACCCGGUUCUGAUUUCCCAGACCUUUUCAUUCCUGUUGAAGCUGCACAGAAGUUCAUCCAAAAAAGGCACCAAAUGCUGACUUUUACGUGUUUAAUCCUCCCGAUUCUUUUUAUCCACUGCAGACUCUGUGAAAACAUCUCCUUCUUGUUUUUUUGCCCGUCUCACUAAUAACAAAAUUGUGUAGUUACUUUGUGGAGCUGAUCUGGUCUGUGUGUGUGU
This is a messenger RNA of Oryzias latipes (Japanese medaka), 2566 nucleotides long. RefSeq names its product 5-hydroxytryptamine receptor 4. Gene Ontology annotation, cellular component: plasma membrane. Gene Ontology annotation, molecular function: G protein-coupled serotonin receptor activity. Lineage: Eukaryota; Metazoa; Chordata; Actinopteri; Beloniformes; Adrianichthyidae. Gene Ontology annotation, biological process: regulation of appetite; adenylate cyclase-activating adrenergic receptor signaling pathway; positive regulation of MAPK cascade. The record is from RefSeq and is a predicted model, not a curated record.